Messenger RNA from Cephus cinctus (wheat stem sawfly), 3412 nucleotides. RefSeq names its product glutamic acid-rich protein. Gene Ontology annotation, biological process: actin cytoskeleton organization; muscle structure development. The coding region runs from base 734 to 3112 and encodes 792 amino acids. The record is from RefSeq and is a predicted model, not a curated record. NCBI's taxonomy places the organism in Eukaryota, Metazoa, Arthropoda, Insecta, Hymenoptera, Cephidae. The transcript has 6 exons. Gene Ontology annotation, cellular component: Z disc; adherens junction; stress fiber. Gene Ontology annotation, molecular function: muscle alpha-actinin binding; actin binding.
UACUCAAGGAAUACAAUACAAAAAAGCAUAUACGCGAGAUGCUUCUUAAGAAUCUCAAUAGUUGGCGUUAUCAGUAACAAAGUAGAGAGCUUUGAGAAGAUAUAAACAUUUUUCAACUAUGAAUAAAAAAUCCAUGACGUUUAUACAUCAAAUAGUGAAUAUCCUAUAUUCAAUGUCAGCCCGGAACUUUGCGAAGAUCCUCUACAACCUUUCCAAUAAUUAUACAUUACCGAUGGGUUGUACAUAUUAAAAAAUUAUUGCUCAAUCGAUUUCUAAGGUACUAGUUUAUCUUUGUAUCUCGCUGAAAGACAAUAUCCUGAAAUCAUAUACAGAAUUCUACAGCUAAUAAAUAUUCCCAGCUGUUCCUACGAUGCAAUAAAUUUGCACGUUCUUAUAGCGGGUACAAUAUACGCUGACCAGAUAGUAACGAAUAACGAAAUCGAGGCUUGAUCUAAAUAGAACCGAUCAGUAAAUAGAUUCAGCUUACGGACCACCUCUAGCAUGGUGGGUGGGUAUUUGUGCGCACCGAUUGAUUGCCUUUGGCAAAGCUUAUCGUGACACCAUUUCUUGCAGAGCUGCGCCGCUUCGGUCCCGUCCGAAACGAAGGGGACCCCAAUCAGUUGCAUUAUUCUGUACCAUUUGGUGAGCUGAGACUGCCAAAUGCUGUGAGCACUGUCAACUGUUAGCCGUAUUACUUUGCGCCAAUAGAACGAGCUCGCUGAUGUAGAAUAAAAUGGCCAUUGACAUAAAGUUCACAAAAUUCGACAACACGCCAUGGGGCUUUCGACUGGCGGGUGGAAGUGACUUUCCUCAGCCACUAACAGUCAUUAGAAUCACCGAAGGAAGUCUGGCGGAAUGUAUGGGAUUACAAGUUGGCGACGUUGUUGUGAGAUUGAAUGAUCAACCAGUGAGCAGCUUGACUCACGGAAAGGCACACGAGCAAAUUCUUUUGGCAGGAAAUAAUUUCGUACUUGGUGUUCUCAGAGGCGAAGAGUCACGCAAGGCAAUUGAGGCGAUUCCACAAGAGAACAUCGUUCCAUAUACGAUUCCUCUAGAAGAGCUGCCACCUGUAUAUCCGGAGGAAGUGCGACAAGACACACCGGAAGUAGAAGAAGAAGUAACGUCGACUGUCGAAUAUUCGUCAGAGACACUGGAAUAUCAUCGCGUGGAGACUAUAGAAAAGCCGAUAUAUCCAGACAGUGAGGAAGUGCCGAAUAAAAAUUUGACAGACGAUGAAAUUGCUCUGUUAAUUCUCGAGGAGGAGGAACUUUUACCGGAUCAAGGAGUUCUUGGUGUGAACUUCAAGAAGCUCAGACCGAGGGCACAGCUUCUUAAGGAAUCCAAAGUCUUCGAGGAACUUCAGAAUAUCGCCACAGCCGAACCUCCUCAGGUCCAGGAGUUGAAACGCACCACGACCUUCUUGCAGAAACCACAGCGUCCUGUGCCGAAGGCCAAAGAGGAAAAAGAAACGGAAGUAGUUGAGCCUUAUAAGGUCGUGAUCAAGAAGCAGCAGAAAAAGAGUAUUACCGAACGUCUCCUGGAGAAGGGACUCCUAGAGCCAGGAAGCAUUAAGACUCCAGAAUCAAGAUCCGAGGUAAAGGUGUAUGUACCGGGAUGCAACAUCAGACAGUCGAAUAUUCAGGCUGAUGUUUCAGAAGAAUUAAAUAUUACUGAUAUCGACUCCUGGUGCUCCUUUGUAAAUUCAUCCCCGGCGAUGUUUUCCAAGACUCUCGGCCACUCCUGGAAUUCCUUUGCCAUGGGUUCGAUUCCCACAGGCUCGAAAUUUUGUACCGCCGGAAACACUCGUAGACUGUACAUGAGGAAUCGUUACUUUAAUAAUGUUUUAUCUUCCUUGACAAAACCAAUCACCGCGAAGAAAUCGAAAGAUUCUAAAUUAUAUUUCAAGGGUCGUUAUCUUGAGAAUUAUCUUACCAAGGAUAACGAUUCCUGGUUAAGUUUUUUCAAGAAUUCUGCCACGAAGCUGUACGAUGAUUUUAAUUCAUGUUCAAAACCGUCAUCGACGCCCGUUCCGAGGUCAAUGAAAUUACAAAGAAAGGGUCGAUAUUUGGAGAAGUAUUUGAAAAAGGAUAACUGGAUAACCGAUACUCGCUGUCGUAUUGUCAAAGGAAUAAAAUCUGGUGUUCAGAGAUUUUGUGGUUUGCUCAUAGGAAAGCACGAAGCUCAGCGUAAAAUAUAUUGUAAGCCUCAUUAUUUGGAGAAAGUUUUAACCGAAAAUAGUAAUACCUUUGACGACUUUGGACACUACAUUCGUAACAACGUGUUCCGUAGAUGCAAACGUCGUAGAACAGCUGUCGUGGGUGUUCCUGGUAAAAAGCACGGAUUGAAAAAUAAAUAUUCAAGAAAAGGUCGAUACAUGGAAAGAAGCUUAGAAAAAGCUCAAAUAUUAGAUUCAAUAAAAAGAUCUGUCACCCGUGAAGUUUUUCACCGAGGAAAUAAAAGAUUAUCCAUUUCGAGGUUAUGUGCAAGUUUGGAAAAUAAGAAUCAGAGAGUCGAAUUGUAUAUGCGAGAAGGAAAACUAACUUCAGAUUCAAUUUCUUUGAGAAUCUUCGACACUUACGUCAGAGUGAAACCAGAACUAAAGAGAACGAUAACAGAAAAUUUACGAAAUACCAAUAAUUGGUUGCGAACGGUCAAAACGAAAAUCGAUGACUCGGUAAACCUUCGAAAUUCCCCGAUCGGUGAGGUUAUGACGAAUUUUUUGAAUUUUACCAAAAAUCUCUUGAGAACCGAAAUCUUUCAUCGUGGCAGUAAGAGAUUCGCCAAGAAAGUACAAAACGAAAAUACCAUACUGUUAACAGCCAAUUUAUCCACAUGGGACAAUUGUUUCAAAAUCCUGAAAUUCGAUUCGCGCUCGAUAUCCUUCAAGAUAUCGAAGAAUAAAUUAGAACCAGGAAUUUUCGAAAACGAUAAUAAAAAUUCAAAAGAUAAAUUAAAUGACGCACCAGCUGAUACUGAAAAUCGUAGAAUGUCAUUCGUACCCACAAUUCUCUAUGAAGGUCUGACAAAUAAAAUUGGUAUAGACUUCACGAAAAUAUUUGUAUACGCAUUCGUACCCUGCGCAUCGAUCAUACUGGUGUACAUGUACAAGUAGAGAAUCAAUAAUAGCCAUUCAAUUAAUACUCAUGAUUCUGUUUAGAUUAAAAUAGGCGUCAUUCAUCCUAGGAUCACUAUAACAGAUGCUAGAUCUUGGAUCAUCUGUAAAUGAUUAUGAUAUUACUAGCUCGAUUAUUUACCAUAUAAAAGCAUGCUAAUAUUGCAUCUCAGACAAGUGACAAAUUGUGUCAGCAUGUGUCACAUAACGGCAUAACAAAGUAAUAGUAUAGUAAACUAUAGUAUACGUUAAUAUUAAUAAAAAAAAAAAAAAAAAGAUCGAGAAAAGACAGGAGGAAGA